AAUUAACUAGCUGUGGUAAGAAGAAGCUGAGAUUAUAAUAUAAUAGAAUGGGGAAGAAGUUAUACUUAUUAGCAGCUGUGGUCUACUUGCUCAAUUUUUCAGCAGCAUUUGCUAUGAUUAAUAAUAUCUCAAACAAAACCAUUUCUUCGAACAAUUAUCCUAAAGAAGAAUGCAUCAAUGAUGAUAUUGGUGCAACUAUUAUAUUAAGCUUUGGUUUCUACUUAAACACUUGUCCUGAGGCUGAACCCAUUAUCUUUUCUUGGGUAGAAAAAGCCGUCUCUGACGAUCCUAGAAUGGCUGCUUCUUUGCUUCGCCUCCAUUUCCACGAUUGCUUUGUCAAUGGAUGUGAUGCAUCGGUGUUAUUGGACGACACGCCGGAUUUUGUUGGAGAGAAAACGGCAGCUCCAAAUGCGAACUCGCUGAGGGGGUUUGAAGUGAUAGAUGCAAUAAAAGCUGAUCUUGAAUAUGUUUGUCCACAAACUGUGUCUUGUGCUGAUAUCCUUGCUAUUGCUGCUAGAGAUUCUGUUGUUCUGACAGGUGGUCCUGGAUGGGAAGUGGAAAUGGGAAGAAAAGAUAGUUUGAGUGGAAGUAAAUCAGCAGCAAAUAACAAUAUACCUGGUCCUAAUUCUGAUUUACCCACAUUGUUGUCCAAAUUCCAGAAUUUUGGCCUAACCCUACAAGAUAUGGUUGCACUCUCUGGUGCACACACCAUGGGAAAAGCUCGAUGCUCGACGUUUAUCAGCCGGAUAAAUGGGACCGCUGGAAUUGCCGGCAAUGGCCCUGAUGUUAAUCUUGAAUAUUUGCAGUCGCUGCAGCAACUGUGCUUCUCACCGGAAUCGAAUGCCAGCACAACACUAGCGGAGCUUGACCAUAUGACCCCGGCGACAUUUGACAAUCAGUACUAUGUUAACCUUAUAUCCGGCGAGGGUUUGCUUGGCUCCGAUCAGGUGCUGGUCUCCGGAGAGGUGGAGGAGACGCGUGGAAUUGUAGAGGCUUAUGCUGAUGACGUGGAUGCAUUUUUUGAGGAUUUUAAAAGGGCGAUGAUGAAAAUGGGGAGUAUUGUGCAGAAGGGUGAUGGAGAAAUUCGCCGGAAUUGUAGGGCUGUGAAUCAAGUUCAGCUAUGAUUAAUAUUGAGCGGCAAAAACUAAUUGAAUUGAUGUGACCAGCUGGUACUUGUGCUUAUGGUUAAGGAAAUAUGCUCCUAAUCAAAUCUAAUAAAUAAGUUAUGGUUA
Messenger RNA from Erythranthe guttata (spotted monkey flower), 1232 nucleotides. RefSeq names its product peroxidase superfamily protein. Gene Ontology annotation, biological process: hydrogen peroxide catabolic process; response to oxidative stress. NCBI's taxonomy places the organism in Eukaryota, Viridiplantae, Streptophyta, Magnoliopsida, Lamiales, Phrymaceae. Gene Ontology annotation, molecular function: peroxidase activity; heme binding. The record is from RefSeq and is a predicted model, not a curated record.